AUGGCACGCCGCUCUCGCAACGCCAAUUACCAGUUAUCCAGCGACAGCGACUAUUCCGAGAGAGAAAGCAUCGAAGAUAAUCGAUCAGACACUGAUCUGACUGAGCCUGAGGAUAAGGCAGAUCAACCACGCAAUACUAGCGAUGCGGCCUUACUCUUCCCCGACAACGAACACUCACCGGAGUACUACAUCGGGCAACUUAGGAACUUUGACGAGAUAGCCUACACACAGGAAGACUAUGGCAAAGGCACUACUGCUCUGCUCGACGUCAUUGAGGGAAAAUGGUCCUAG
Molecule: messenger RNA, 291 nt
Organism: Penicillium cinerascens
Lineage: Eukaryota; Fungi; Ascomycota; Eurotiomycetes; Eurotiales; Aspergillaceae
Exons: 1
Coding region: 1-291 (96 amino acids)
Source: RefSeq, a predicted model, not a curated record